Messenger RNA from Exophiala oligosperma, 2203 nucleotides. RefSeq lists its product as hypothetical. Gene Ontology annotation, molecular function: UDP-galactose transmembrane transporter activity. The record is from RefSeq and is a predicted model, not a curated record. The transcript has 3 exons. NCBI's taxonomy places the organism in Eukaryota, Fungi, Ascomycota, Eurotiomycetes, Chaetothyriales, Herpotrichiellaceae. Bases 485 to 1768 code for a protein of 427 amino acids. Gene Ontology annotation, cellular component: Golgi membrane. Gene Ontology annotation, biological process: pyrimidine nucleotide-sugar transmembrane transport.
CAACCCAAUCGACGCGCCAGACACUCUCCCACUCAUUCGCCAAUUGUUACCACUAUUGCUUCGUCACUUCACGUCUUCCAGGUCAUGCUGCAUUUCCUUCAUUGUUGCGGUGUCGGGUGACCUUGGGAUUUCCACGCUUUCAUCGUCCUCCUUCCUCAGCGGUUCAACGUGUCCUCUGACGAUAGACCCGUCCACUCCUUUUGACCUUUGUCUUCAUUUUGUGAAAGCGACCGUCUUCUCUGCCUGGAGCAGGACGACAAUUUCAGAGCGAAGGGCAGUACAUUGUCAAAGAUUGGAGACUUCACACCCACUCUCAAGACUGAAAAGAUUCCUCUGCACCAGGAGCGCAGUAUGGGUAUCGAACGCGCGGGCAACCAGCCCAGGUUCAUGGGAGCAUCAUUACGGAGUUUAUGUUUGAGCACUGUAGGAGAAUUGGAAAACAUGCCGCGGGGUGGACAAUGCUGACACUGCCUCGCAGUUGACGAUGCAGUUUUCUGUUUUUAUCCUACUUCUUCACUAUUCUCGAGUCAUGCCGACUCCGGAUGGGCAUCGUUAUCUUCCCUCGACGGCCGUCUUCCUCGUCGAACUACUGAAACUGGUCUUUUGUCUUACCGUGUCACUCUACGAGAUCUCACUUUCCGUCCCUCAGACCACGACAGCAACGACCCUCUUGCGAACACUUGGUAAUGCCAUUUUUGGAGGCGAUUCUUGGAAGCUUGCGAUUCCAGCAAGCCUGUACACGUUGGCAAAUAGCCUACAGUAUGUUGGGAUUUCUAAUCUGGACGCUGCCACAUUCCACGUCACAUAUCAAUUCAAAAUCUUUGUCACAGCGGUCUUUAGCGUCAUGAUCCUGCGAAAGUCUCUGUCGGGCAGGCAAUGGGUGUCCCUUAUUCUCUUGAUGAUUGGGGUGGGAAUAGUUUCAUGGCCGCAAGAAUCAACAACUUCACUGGCCUCAAAUCACCAUGCUCGAGUCUAUGUACCGAGGUCUUCGAACCCACUGCGAGAGCAUUUCAAAAUUGCAGGUCACGGUUCCCACCUCAACAAAAGAUCUGCCACAUACGAGGGUAUUGAGGAAGAUGAGCUCGCUCUUAAUACACCAGGGAUGGACGCCUCGGCAGGACUACUUGCUGUCCUCGGCGUAUGCAUCACUUCAGGCCUUGCUGGCGUGUAUUUUGAAAAGAUCAUGAAAGAGUCCCCAAAGGCCACCUCUAUUUGGAUCCGCAAUGUCCAGCUGUCCAUUUACUCUCUUUUCCCAGCGUUCUUCAUUGGCAUCAUUUUUCUGGAUGGCGAAACCGUCGCCAAAUAUGGAUUCUUCGCCGGCUACAAUUCGGUUGUUGUUGCUUCGAUCCUCAUACAAACAAUCGGCGCAGUCCUGGCGGCUUUUGCAAUCUUUUACGCCGACAAUAUUGCUAAAAACUUCGCUUUGAGCAUUAGCAUGGUCCUCAGCAGUUUAGCGAGUUUUGUCUUCUUUGAUAACUCCUUGACGAGCCAUUUUCUAUUGGGGGCUUCCAUCGUUCUCGUAUCCACUAUCAUAUACAACACAGAGGAAUCUCGCAUUCAGUAUGCGCCGCCGCCGUCGAUCAAGAUCUACAGCGACGAGAAAUCGGUGCAGGGUGAAGUGCUGGACAUGAAUGAUAUGUCCAUUCAGAUACCAAAAACACCCCUCAGCCAAGAAGAAACCGCCAUGGCGACGUCACGUCCAGGUUCUCCUAAUCAUAAGAAGCGCAAGAAUGAGUCUGCUGGUUAUUUCCCAAAGUACGACGAUUGAAACAUGUCUAGCAUGACAAUGACCUGACGAGCGAGGAGGGAAUUUAGUAUACCCAUUGAUGCCCUAUACUGAUGCUGAACGGCACUUGAGGAGGCUGCAUUGAUACUGAACGUUAUACCAAGUACUACAGGAACACAAUCCUCACAAACAUCAGACGGCAGGUCUCAGUCUCGGUGUCACGUGCUGUACUUAAAGUAUGGGGCUUCGUGCCUGCCAUGAACAAUUGACCUGCGCCUUGCCCUUCUAUAUUCUGCUCACACCCCUCAGAGCCCAUCUUAUUUGUUUUCUGUCUGCUGCAAUACACACUUUAGCCAGCGCACAAAGUCUGGCAACAGACAAAUUAAUCAGACUCAUGAAUUCCACAAGACAAACGCAGGCCACUUACAACCCCCCUUCCUUUGGUGCCCAUCGCCGCAAUCUUGCUUCACGUUCACG